AUCAAGGCAAGUCACAUGACAGGCAAGAUGGCGGCCGCCGUGCAUGUUGUAGUGCUGACGGUGUUGAUGUCGAUGUUGUUGCAGGUAGUUGUUGGAGAAGCACAACCGGUCACUGUUCACGCCGUAUUUAAUGAAACCUCUCAACAGUUUCAGAUACUGGAGGGUGUAGCGACAGAGGAUUCUCUGGCUUGGGCCCAGUUCAUCGACUCCGUCAAUGAGACUGGGUGGGGGUAUCUGGAAGUCAGCACGCAGUAUCACGUAAAUGAGAAGUACAACGACUCCAUGUUGGCCUACGCUGCCGGCUUGGUUGAAGGCUACGUCACACGUGAUCAAAUUAAAAUGCACUGGCAAAAUACCAUGGCCGGCUACUGCAAUACCCCCUACUCCGCCUACUGCAAGCGUCUGCACGACUUCCUGGAGACCAACCUUAACUGGAUUCGAACCUCCAUCAAGAACAACACCAACGACACCUACUGGCAUCAGGUGGAGAUGUUCUACACGCAACUGCGGGGGAUGACCGACGGCUACAACAACGACCCGAAGAGGCCGUCCCUGGACAUAGACCCAUUCGGGUUGUACCUCUUCCAGAUCAGUAACGAUGUGGGGGAUCUGGAGGUAGCGCUUCACAAACCCGGCGUCAGUGUUGACCAGCCGCAGCGUGAUCGUUGCUCCGCCUACAUCAAGGUCGACCUUGAAUACGAGUUGCUCUACGCCGCUCACAACACCUGGUCCGGUUACACGAACAUGUUGCGCAUGCUCAAGAAAUACACCUUGCAGUACAGCAUGACAGACGCCAGGAAGGGUUUGAUGCCGAAGGGCAGCGUGUGGACGUUCUCCUCCUACCCGGGCUACCUCAUCUCCGACGACGACUUCUACGUCCUCUCCUCCUGGCUGGUUACCAUGGCAACCACCAUCCCUAACAACAACCCCGACCUGUACGACUACACGAAGCCCGAGGGGUGCGUGUUGACGCCUGUGAGGGUGUGGGUGGCCAAUAGACUGGGCAACAGCGGACAGGAGUGGAUGCUGGUCUUCUCCCGCUACAAUAGCGGCACCUACAACAAUCAGUGGAUGAUUGUUGACCAAAAGCUGGUUCAAGGAAAUCUGCCGCCGGCGGUUUUAUCAGUGGUAGAGCAGAUGCCGGGCUACAUCGAAUAUGCAGAUGUGACCGACCUCCUGAUUGUCAACACAUACUGGGCCAGCUAUAACGUUGCAUUUUUCCCGACUAUAUUCAACAUGAGCGGGCAAAACCAGUUAGUUGCCAAGUACGGGGACUACUUCUCGUACAACAUGUCCCGCAGGGCCCGGAUGUUCUUCCAGCAGGACGCCCAGGUACAGGACCGGAACACGCUGUUCAAUAUGAUGAGGUACAACGACUUCAGACACGACAACCUAUCUAAGUGCCACUGUACCCCAGGGUACAGCGCCGACCUCGCCAUAGCAGCUCGCGACGACCUCAACGAGGAAAACGGAACCUACCUCUACGAUGAGCUCGGAUUCGCCAUGGAAGGAGCUAUAGAUGUGAAGAUCGUAGCGACCGGAGAGAUGCAGUGGUUGUUGUUUGAUGCUGUCUCGGGGCCCACGUAUGACCAACAACCGCCGUUCCAGUGGUCUAAGGUCAAGGACGCCAGCAAGUAUCCCCACUUCGGACAACCAGACUUGUUUAACUUUAAACCGGUGUCAUUUAACGGAACACUGGUACCCCCUACCACGCCAUCUUGGUACAGGGGCACAUGACAAACAGCGCAAUCUCAUUAAUCCGGACGGUACCACUCACGUUUAAAUCUUCCAGAUUUACAAAUGUCCAGAUAAACGAAUCAGGGUAACAUCGAUCUGUUGAUCUUUACAGAUGUUCCAAACAAUGUAGAAAUAUCACGAUAUCAGAUGUGGAUUUUCAAUACUACCAAGUUCGACAUGUGAAA
Molecule: messenger RNA, 1922 nt
Organism: Haliotis rubra (blacklip abalone)
Lineage: Eukaryota; Metazoa; Mollusca; Gastropoda; Lepetellida; Haliotidae
Product: putative phospholipase B-like 2
Exons: 11
Coding region: 16-1737 (573 amino acids)
Biological process (GO): phospholipid catabolic process
Cellular component (GO): extracellular region
Molecular function (GO): glycerophospholipase activity
Source: RefSeq, a predicted model, not a curated record